Messenger RNA from Callithrix jacchus (white-tufted-ear marmoset), 2269 nucleotides. It is a transcript of the gene CSTF2T, whose product is annotated as cleavage stimulation factor subunit 2 tau variant. Gene Ontology annotation, cellular component: mRNA cleavage and polyadenylation specificity factor complex. Gene Ontology annotation, biological process: mRNA 3'-end processing. Lineage: Eukaryota; Metazoa; Chordata; Mammalia; Primates; Cebidae. The record is from RefSeq and is a predicted model, not a curated record. Gene Ontology annotation, molecular function: mRNA binding.
AUGUCGAGUUUGGCGGUGAGAGACCCGGCAAUGGAUCGAUCACUGCGUUCAGUGUUCGUGGGAAACAUUCCGUAUGAGGCAACUGAGGAGCAGUUAAAGGACAUUUUCUCGGAGGUUGGUUCUGUUGUCAGUUUCCGGCUGGUAUACGAUAGAGAGACGGGAAAACCCAAGGGCUAUGGCUUCUGCGAAUACCAAGACCAGGAGACCGCGCUUAGUGCCAUGCGGAACCUCAAUGGGCGGGAGUUCAGUGGGAGAGCGCUUCGGGUGGACAAUGCUGCCAGUGAAAAGAAUAAGGAGGAGUUAAAGAGCCUCGGGCCUGCAGCGCCCAUUAUUGACUCACCCUAUGGGGAUCCCAUCGAUCCAGAAGAUGCCCCUGAAUCGAUUACCAGAGCAGUAGCCAGUCUCCCCCCAGAGCAAAUGUUUGAGCUCAUGAAGCAGAUGAAGCUCUGUGUCCAAAACAGCCACCAGGAGGCUCGAAACAUGUUACUUCAAAAUCCGCAACUGGCUUAUGCCCUGUUGCAGGCACAGGUAGUGAUGAGAAUCAUGGAUCCAGAGAUUGCUCUGAAAAUUCUGCAUCGGAAGAUACAUGUCACACCACUGAUCCCGGGCAAAUCUCAGGCUGUGUCUGUCUCUGGCUCUGGCCCUGGUCCUGGCCCUGGCCCUGGGCUCUGCCCAGGUCCUAAUGUUCUGCUGAACCAGCAGAAUCCUCCAGCCCCUCAGCCUCAGCAUUUGGCUAGAAGACCUGUGAAGGACAUUCCUCCUCUGAUGCAGACUCCUAUCCAGGGUGGAAUUCCAGCUCCGGGGCCAAUACCAGCUGCAGUUCCCGGACCUGGUCCUGGUUCCUUAACUCCUGGAGGAGCAAUGCAGCCCCAAGUUGGAAUGCCAGGGGUUGGCCCAGUGCCUUUAGAGCGAGGACAAGUGCAGAUGUCAGAUCCUAGAGCUCCUAUACCUCGUGGACCCAUGACUCCUGGUGGCCUGCCUCCUCGAGGACUGUUAGGAGAUGCUCCAAAUGACCCACGUGGAGGGACUUUGCUUUCAGUCACUGGAGAAGUGGAGCCCAGAGGUUAUCUGGGCCCACCCCAUCAGGGUCCCCCCAUGCAUCAUGUUUCUGGUCAUGACACCCGUGGCCCUUCCUCCCAUGAGAUGAGGGGAGCGCCAUUGGGAGAUCCCAGACUGCUAAUUGGAGAGCCCAGAGGCCCCAUGAUAGAUCAAAGGGGUCUACCCAUGGAUGGCAGAGGUAAUAGAGACUCUCGAGCGAUGGAGACUCGCGCCAUGGAAACUGAGGUCUUAGAGACGCGUGUGAUGGAGAGGAGAGGAAUGGAGACCUGUGCGAUGGAAACCAGAGGGAUGGAAGCAAGAGGCAUGGAUGCAAGAGGAUUGGAGAUGAGGGGCCCUGUCCCCAGUUCAAGAGGCCCUAUGACUGCUGGAAUUCAGGGUCCUGGUCCCAUUAAUAUAGGGGCAGGUGGCCCUCAGGGACCCAGACAGGUCCCAGGCAUUUCAGGGGUGGCAAAUCCUGGAGCUGGUAUUCAGGGAACAGGCAUGCAGGGAGCAGGCAUACAAGCAGGAGGGAUGCAGGGGGCAGGCAUACAAGGAGUGGGAAUACAAGGAGCAGGCAUACAGGGGGCAAGCAAGCAAGGUGGAAGCCAGCCUAGCAGUUUUAGCCCUGGGCAGAGCCAGGUCACUCCACAGGAUCAGGAAAAGGCAGCUUUGAUCAUGCAGGUUCUUCAAUUGACUGCAGAUCAGAUUGCCAUGCUGCCCCCUGAGCAAAGGCAGAGUAUCUUGAUUUUAAAGGAGCAAAUCCAGAAAUCUACUGGAGCUUCUUGAAAGGUUUUAGAAAGUACUUGGCUGUAGUCUGAAAGUUUAUUCUGUAGCAUUGAGAAUGGGUGCAAAAAGCUGACUUCUGCAUCCUGACAGUUUGAUUAGGUUUUCCCUCCUCCUAGAACCUAAUCUUUUGUUGUUGUUGAUGUUCUUUUAUUUCUUUCUGUUUUUCUUUCUAUUUUUAAUUGAGGGUGGGGGGAGGAGGGGAGUCUGUUCACUUUGAGUUACUGUAAAAUAACUGAACAUGAUGAUACUAUGCCAAAUAAGAUUAGAAAGAAUAAGCAGCAAUAUUAAAGUGUCCACAAUAUGUUAACUACAUUUUUUUAAUGUGGAGUAAAAUUUUGUGAAAACUGCUCUUAAAGACUAAAAGUUGACCUGUUAAAACGUUAAUGUACUAAGAUAGUUUUAAGAUUUUUGGUUGUGUAACAAAAUAAAGACGUUUACCUCAAAA